This is a messenger RNA of Ilex paraguariensis (yerba mate), 1998 nucleotides long. The record is from the annotation of a GenBank genome assembly. Lineage: Eukaryota; Viridiplantae; Streptophyta; Magnoliopsida; Aquifoliales; Aquifoliaceae.
CUCUCUCUCUCUCUCUCUCUCUCUCUCUCUCUCUCGUGCGUUGUCUGAGUCCUUUUGUCAUUGAAUGGGCCAGAAACAUUGACGUUUUGAUUUCUUUACCUUGUUUUGAACGGACUCAAAGAUUUGAAUAAUCAAUCUUUUGUUGUUUUUUUGCUUUCAGUUGAAGAUUUCUAGCUAGGUAAUAUCUUCCCCAGUUUACAAUAAUACCAUCUUCACAGCUCAAUUUUCUCCCACAUUUUUUUCUUUCCUAUUGAUUUCUUCUUUGCUGUUUCUCUCAUUCAUCAUACUUAAUCCAAUCUGUCCAUAUCUCUUCUCUACUGUUCCAAAACAAGAAGGGUUUUGAUUGAUUGCCCUUUUGUCACAACGCCCCUUUCAGUUUCAGUUCUUGAUGAUUUUGUAGACAUAAAACCACACAGAUGAAGAUCUCUAUAUUUCCCUCUUGGGUUUUGGGUCAUCGUCUUUGGUUUUUGGUUUUUGCCUUAAGUCUAGCACUAUUGGGUGCCUGGUCAAAAUUUUAUAUUCAAGAUAGAAAUUAUAGAACAGAUCAAGAGCUUUCGAUUUCAAAGAGGCUUCCCUCAAAAGGGCCUGACGACCCUCCUGUACUGGCCUAUUGGGUUUUUGGAUCUUAUGGAGAAAGUAGGAAGAUUUUGAGGCUGUUGAAGGCAAUAUAUCAUCCAAGGAAUCAGUACCUUCUUCAACUUGAUGCUGAGGCUUCAGAUUAUGAAAGGAGUAAUUUAGCUAUUUCAGUUCAAUCUGAGAGAGUGUUCAGAGCAUUUGGGAAUGUUAAUGUUGUUGGGAGAAGCUAUGCUUUGAAUCAGAUGGGGGCAUCUGUUCUUGCUGCCACACUUCAUGCAGCUGCAUUGUUGCUUAAGAUUAGUGCAGAUUGGGAUUGGUUCAUCACCUUAAGCUCCUCUGAUUAUCCUCUCAUGACUCAGGAUGAUGUCCUCCAUGCUUUCAGUCUGUUGCCCCGGGAUCUCAAUUUUGUCAAUUACACGACCAGCACUGAAUGGAAGAAGCAGCAUAAUACUAAUCAGAUCGUUGUAGACCCCAGCCUUCAUCUUAAAACAAACAGUCCAAUUUUCUAUGCUGUAGAGACUAGAGAAACACCAGAGGCAUUCCAAGUUUUUGGAGGUUCACCUUGGAUGAUUCUAAGCAGAGCCUUCAUGGAGCAUUGUGUAAAUGGAUGGGAAGACAACCUUCCCAGGAAGUUACUAAUGUACUUCAGCAAUGUUGCCUUUCCUCUUGAAUCCUACUUCCACACAGUCCUCUGCAACUCACCUCAGUUCCAAAACACAACAGUGAACAAUGACUUAAGGUACAUCAACUGGGACACAACUAAAGGGGAACCUGCUGUACUGAGCAUGUCAAACUAUGAUGAAAUAGUAUCGAGCGAGGCAGUUUUCGUGAGACCCUUCAAAGAAGAUGAUCCAGUGCUACAAGAGCUUGAUGACAAGGUCCUAAACCGCAAACCAAACUGGGUAUUGCCUGGAAAAUGGUGCAUAAAUCAGGGGAUGAAUAUGAGCAUGGACAGUUCAAAGGCGGCUGAGGAAGAUUUGUGUUCAACUUGGGGUGAUAUCAACUUGGUCAGGCCAGGGUCCCAUGGGAUGAAACUUGGGAAAUUUUUGUCAAAGCUUGUUGCAGAUAAGAGAUUGGUGCCUAACCAUUGCCACAGCAGUGAAACAUAAAAGAAAACUGCAAAAGAAUGCCUUGUAAAAAUGUAAAGAGAAUAUGUCCAAAAAAUCCCUUGAAGGGUUAAACCAUUCCUUUUUCUGCAAACCUGUAGUCAUAUUGGAAAUUUCUUUGGUGGGGAAUGAGUCAUACAAUUAGAAUCUUUGGGCAAUAGAGAGAUGGGUAAAGAAAAUUAUGUCAAUGGCUAGGAAUUUUUGUUUCUUUGUUAGCAAGAUAUCUCCCUGGUGAAGGUGUUUUGCUAACGAUGUGCAAGAUCAUGGAAUAAAGUAACACAGAUUUUCUUACUGCCACUGAAUAAAUAGAGUUGUG